This is a messenger RNA of Drosophila simulans, 580 nucleotides long. Its product is annotated as arabinogalactan protein 1. The record is from RefSeq and is a predicted model, not a curated record. The transcript has a single exon. Lineage: Eukaryota; Metazoa; Arthropoda; Insecta; Diptera; Drosophilidae. The coding region runs from base 52 to 438 and encodes 128 amino acids.
AUCCAGACUACGUACAAUAGUCACGCCAAGCACAGCUACAUAUAAUCCAAGAUGCGAGCGCAGAUAACUAUCUUCCUCGCCAUCGCGGCUUUCGUUUCGACUGCCUGGGCAGCGUCUGGUCCUGCCGCAACUCCGCCCGCUGAUCCUGCUACUCCUCCGGCCACUGAUCCUGCCACUCCUCCGGCUACUGAUCCUGCCACUCCUCCGGCCACUGAUCCCGCCACGCCCACUACUACUCCCGCUACUCCCUCGGCAUCCGAUAGCAGCACCACCGCACCCACCACCGUGGCUCCCACCACCAAGAAACCAAGUGGGAAAAAGAAGAAGACCAUUGUCCACCACAAAAGUAAAGUCCGCAAGUCGGGCAGACGCCGCACGAUCCGCCACUCACGUGGAGGCAGGAACAGCGACCGCAAGAAGAGAUCCCGACGAAACUAAAGUAGAAACCCAAUCGCGAAUCCCCCAGGCAUAACAGAUUUGGCCAGACAUGUCUUGACUUUUGCUCCCGUGCUCUUCAUUUCCUAUUAUUCUUAUUUUUAUAUUACCCCCAAGAUUAAAUGACGCUUUGAUAUUCUCAAAA